Molecule: messenger RNA, 1006 nt
Organism: Rubroshorea leprosula
Lineage: Eukaryota; Viridiplantae; Streptophyta; Magnoliopsida; Malvales; Dipterocarpaceae
Source: the annotation of a GenBank genome assembly
AUGGAUCUGGUAAUUGUGCUUUACCGGUCCGAUGUUGACUACGAAGGAACGUCACGCACUUGCAUCCUAUAUCAGUUCUUAUUUUCCCUCCGGAGUCCUGACCAACCACUUCUUGAAAUUCACCCAUCAAUCCCUCCAGUUCCUCGUCCCCAUUGGUUCAAUAAUAUGAACUACUUCCUCCUUUUUGUUGUGAUACUCUUGGUUUUAUCUGAGACUCCCUUGUCAUCAAGCAACCCCGAAUGGUACAGAAUCUGCGGUAAUCAGUUCGAGUGUGGGAAUGUUUCUGCAGGCUUUCCAUUCUGGGGAGGAGAUCGAAGAUUGCCUAAUUGUGGCCAUCCAAAACUUCAACUCAAGUGUGAGAAAAAUGAGACAGCUAUUUUAGAAAUUGUCCGUGUUCGAUAUCGAGUUCUGGAAAUUAAUCAGCGAGACAAAAAACAGAAGAUUGCGAGGGAGGACUAUGAGGGUGGAAUUUGUCCUCAGAAUAUCCAGAAUAUCCAGAACACGUACCUUGAUGCCACUCUCUUUGUCAGUGCUCCAGAUUAUGUAAAUAUUACAUUACUCUAUGGCUGUCCCUCGGCGUUCAAUCCCCCUCCCCCAAAAUUCAAUCCAAAAUCUCCAAUCCAUGAACCUCUAAACUUCGAGUGCGAUCCAAAAUCACUUUAUGAAGACAAUCCUACCAUGGGUUUUAUCCUACCAGGAGAUACUGGUCCUAUGGGUUGUUCUGCCAGUGCCACCGUCCUGGUUCGUGACGAUUUCUAUUUCUCCAUAGAAAAGAUCAAACAAGCCCUAAAAGAUGGAUUCGAAGUAGAAUGGAAGGUGGAUGAUGAAGGGUACUGUCAGACGUGCAAUGCCUCCAAGGGAAAGUGUGGCAUUAACCCUGUGAAUGAAACGGAAACUGUUUGCUACUGUCAGGAGCCAAGUAGUUCAUCGAAAGAAUGUCUUCGCCUGCCUCAUGACGGUAAGUAGUUAUUUUUAUAGAAUUAGAGAUUAAACUGAAUAGUCUUAC